AGCACCGCUAUAUCAGACGGUGGACAUGUGUCAUAAAUGCAGAUGUGCGUGCACAUUCCAGAAGACGACGAAAAGUAAGAGGGGUGUUUUUUCCGUGCCUGCGUCGCUCUUAUCUGGAAAGCCAUGGGUGAAGUGCCCCCGCCUCCACAAGCCGCUGCCCCAGAUGAAGUUCCCCCACCUGCACAAGCCGCUGCCCCAGGUGAAGUGCCCCCGAAUCCGCCAGCCGCUGCCCCAGCUGCGGAAAAGGACGCGAGCAACGCCGACAGCAUCUGGUGGCUCUGCCUCUCGGCAGCCAUCGUUCUCUUCUUGGUCACCGUGUUUGUGGUGUCAUUGGUGAUGUUCAGUGGAGGCAAUGACUGCGCCGACUGCACCACCGAGGACGCCGACGCUCGCGGCGGCUCUGACACAAGCCACCCGGUUGUUUACAAGAAAAUAACAGCAAGCACCACAAAAAAGCCAGACCAAACGGUUUCAAGUUCUACUGAAGGCAGCACAUCAGACGCCAUGUCUAGCCUUUCUUCAGAUGUCGAGACCAAUUCCACGGAGGAGCCGACAACAAUGAACCCUGCACUGAAGCCGCUCCCGCCUGGCUCGCUCCUCUGCACACUGAGCAGCGGUUUCAACAAAAGCACGUACGUGUUCCCACCGGACGGCCUCUGCGACAUCAUCACGUUCAACUCGCUCAUCACAGUUGAGAAGGACACGUUGAAUACGCCCUACGAUGAAGACUUCACCUACUUUCUGGAGACGGCAAAGAGUCAUCAGACGACAGAGUAUGGCAUCGGCGUCGAUCACAAUGUGUGCAGGAACAUGACAGCCACGGAAGCACUGGCAGCUGAUAAUAACACCAAGACGGAAUUGGACGCGCUGUGGGACCAGAGAAUAUACCACUAUGGGCAAGUCAACACACCUCUGAGAGUCGCUGAAGGCGAUGCGGAAACUUUUGCUAAAGAUUCAGCUAGAGGCCUGCAGGUAUUUGCCAAACUGAUGUACAACAAAAGAGAUGAAGCAAAUCGGCCUAGUUACCUAAUACUCCACUUUCCAGUGUACUCCGACCAAUGGGCUGCAAGGAUUGCUCAUACGCUCACGGACUAUUCGAUAGAUGUGUUUGUGGCCAUCGGGCACCACGCUGACACCGACAGCUUCUAUAAACGGUGCACUAUGGUGCCCCCAACGAUACUGCAAGAAGGAUUACUCAAGCAUAAUCUCCGUCUAUCGGAAUACCCGGUGCGCCUGGCGACGACGUUAGAGAGCCUGGCAUUAAAAGCCAGUCUAUGGCCUUCGACGAGUUCGUUCGCCGUGACUUUGGGUAUGGAGGGUCGAUGGUACAGGCCAAAGUUUCCGGACAAUAUAACCGACAUGCCAGGCAACUACUCGCUGGGCAGGCGUUGCGCUAAGAAAGCUCCACAUUCAGGGCAACUGGCUAGUAUUUCCGAGGUAUGCAAGAGGCCAAUCUACAACAGCACGUUUCAUUUCGACAAGAAAUUCAAAGCACUGGUUACGUACAAUAAGACGAAACGUUGGCUCUUCACUUACGACAAUGCCUACGCACUUCGGCUGAAGUUGUGCGAGGCCAAUGUGAAUGCACUGUCGCUGAAAUAUUCCCUCGCCGCGGUCAACAUCGAGUUUGAAGACGGGAAGGGUGACUGCGGUUUCGGACCGUACCAUCGGCUCCAGCAACUCAAGACGCUGGCUGCUUUCUUAUCAACCAAUUACACAUCACCUGCCGAUGAAAGUGCAUGCAUGUCCUUCACCUGAGAAUAAAUUAUUCCGUAAUAAGGAAUGUUUUAUUGU
This is a messenger RNA of Dermacentor albipictus, 1794 nucleotides long. RefSeq lists its product as uncharacterized. The record is from RefSeq and is a predicted model, not a curated record. Lineage: Eukaryota; Metazoa; Arthropoda; Arachnida; Ixodida; Ixodidae.